Molecule: messenger RNA, 6269 nt
Organism: Chroicocephalus ridibundus (black-headed gull)
Lineage: Eukaryota; Metazoa; Chordata; Aves; Charadriiformes; Laridae
Gene: CSRNP1
Product: cysteine and serine rich nuclear protein 1
Exons: 4
Coding region: 1434-3341 (635 amino acids)
Biological process (GO): regulation of transcription by RNA polymerase II
Cellular component (GO): nucleus
Molecular function (GO): sequence-specific DNA binding; DNA-binding transcription factor activity, RNA polymerase II-specific
Source: RefSeq, a predicted model, not a curated record
UGCGGUGAAUAAUUAACUUCUUCAGGCCGAGGAACUGCUUCAUCCAGGGUUUGGUGUUUUUUUUUAUCUUUUAGGGGACUGUUGUCUCCUGGGAAGCUGUUGGUAAACAUAAUUAAGGAGGGCCGGCACAGGGCUUUGAAGGCACCCCGUGUGCUCCCGUCCUGCUACGUGUUACCGUGCAGCGCUGUCGAGAUACUGCAAAUCCCAUCGUGAGGAGGCUUUGAAGCUGGUGUGGUUUCUGUGCUGCCUGCUCAGGGCUGUCAGGAGGGUGGGUUUAGUGGUUUGGUUUUGUUUUGGUUUUUUUUUUUUUUUUUUAAUUUUUCAGAGGCUUAAAUUAACUUCAGACAUGCAAAAGAGGGUGAGAAAGUGCUAGGGUUACAAAGAACAAAUUUGGCCGGUGAAGGAGUUUCAGCCGGCGGGAGGGGACGGGGACCCCUGUACCUGGACUGUCACUGUCCCAGGGCUGUACGUGUCUGUCCCAGUGUCAUCCGCAUUUUAGGGAUGCUUUAGGUUUUGUGUGUUACCUUUUGGGGUGGGGAGCUGGUCGCAUCCCACCUCGCUGGGGCUCUCCCCUCUUUGCCGGGGGGAGUUUCUGGGCUGGGGCUGCAUCUCUCCCACUCUGCCGGCAGCAGCCCGGUUCUCAGCUUUGGCUUUAAAAUAGCCCGGUGGUGACUUCUGCAAAAGAAGGGGCAUCUGGUGCGGUGUUGCCAGAGUCUAAAAGGAGAAACAGUCCAUCCUCUGUGCAAGAGCAUCCCAGCUUAGGUGGGCUCUGAUAUCCGUUAGCCGAUUGUAGGCAAAGUGUGUGGCUCUUGUGCAAUUUCAGGAGACAAAACCCCCACAAACUUUAUAAAAGCAAAGGUCAAAAGAUGCAACAAAGUUUUUUGUGGUUUUUUUUGUUUUUUUUUUUUUUUACUUUUAAGAUGAGCAGGGUAAAAGCAUGCAAGAAAUUUAGGAAUCUGGGCAAGUACAGAGCUCCUUUGUUUUUAAUUAGCUGCGUUGUUUUUAAUUGCUACUAUGCUUGAUACAUAACCCAGCCUAAACAAGAAUAGCUUAUUGAAUGGGGGACUGACUAUGAAAGGCACCGUGAGGAGAAGGGCUGUUCUUCACAGUUGAUAUAUUUGUAUUUCAGUGCUUCAUUUAAUAAGUCUGUUUCCCCAGGGGGCUGUAGCAAGUAAAUCAUGCCAACAGAUUGUUCUCCGCAAACUGGCUUAUUUUUGUAAUUAGCAAGACGUUAAAGCUGUAACUGCAUAGAAAGCGAUCUGGGUAAGGAGUUAACGUAAAAGAAUUAGUAAGCAAAAUGUAAUACUUAUUGUUUGAUAACAUUUGUGUUGAUUGAAUUGGUUUCUGGACAGUUUGUUGUCUCCGAUAGUCGUUUUUUUUUUUUUUCUGCAGCACCAUAACAUGGGAGAGAAAUUCAGCAGGUGUGCACAGUGAUGGGAGUAAGGUGUGGGGUUUUUGGGGGGAGCACUUUUUGGGAAUCACACCUGCGGGGCCAGGUGGACCUGUUGGAGAAAUCUUGCUGGGGUUUAAAGCCAUCCUGCUCUUCACCAAAAACUACCAGUAUUUCCCUCGCUUUAUUUUGCUUUUCUCCUUCGUUUUUCAGGUAUAUGAAAAAUUACGGCGUCACCAUGAGCGGAGUAUUGAAAAGGAAGUACGAAGAGCUGGGGGAUGACAGUACCUACUGCUCCUCCUCCUCCUGCUCCCCCCUCUCCUCCUCAGCCUCCUCGGGCUGGGAGUCGGACGAGGAGAGCUCCCAUGGAGAGCCCAAGCCCAGCUCUGCCUUAACGCCCAGCUUCACCCCCACGUCUAUCCUGAAGAAAUCCAAGCGACUAAAGAAGAACAAUGUGGAGUUUGACCGGGUCACUGUGUUUUACUUCCCACGCUGCCAGGGCUUCACGAGCGUGCCUAGUCGCGGGGGCUGUACCCUGGGGAUGGUGAGCAAACACAGCUCCUCCCGGCAGUUCACGCUAGCGGAGUUUUCAAAGGAACAGGAAAACGUUCGUCGGGAGAAACUUGGAGAGAAAUUAAAAGAGGAGAAGUUGGAAGCAUUGAAAUGGAAACUAACCAUGAAUGGCACGAAGGAGUCAGAGGAGGCCAACCAGCUCACCAUCGAGGACAUCUCCGACGACGACAUCGACGUCAGCAACGUGGACCUGGAGGACGGCUUCUUCCUCCAGCCCUACCCCGCCAAGAAGAGACGCGCGCUGCUGAAAGCCAUGGGGGUGAAGAAGAUCGACAAGGAGGAGAAGCGGGAGCUGCACAAUAUCCGCCUGUCCCGGGAGGACUGUGGCUGCGACUGCCAGGAGGUCUGCGACCCGGAGACCUGCAGCUGCAGCUUGGCAGGCAUUAAAUGUCAGAUGGAUCACACCUCCUUCCCCUGCGGCUGCACCAAGGACGGCUGCGGCAACACCGAGGGCAGGAUCGAGUUCAACCAGGCCCGCGUGCAGACCCACUUCAUCCACACCAUCAUGAAGCUGGAGCUGGAGAAGCAGCAGCAGAGCAGCGAGAAGGUGGCAGAGGCUGAGCCCCCUUUUCGGGAGCGGCUCCCGCCCCUGGGAUGCGCGGCAGGGAAGGGCUCCUUGGAGGAGCGUGCGGUGCCGCUGGCACCCGCCUUCCAGUUCAGCCCCGACCUGGAGGCCCUGGGGGAGAACAGCUGCAGCAGCGACAUGACGGACUCCUCCAUCUCCUCCCACCCCAGCGAGGACCUGGAGGAGCCCUACGAGAGCCUCCCCUCCGACAAAUCCCAGUCGGACGUGGACGACGACGGCUUGGCACGCAUCCUCCACUUCAACGACUCGGAUGCCGAGGAAGAGAGUGGCCGCGGCCAGGAUGACCUGAGCUGCUUCCACCCCACCGACUUCUUCAUCGAGGACCACGGCAGUGAGGCCAAGCCUGUCCCCGGCCACUUGUCCCACCUCUCCGAGUGCCUGGACGAGAAUGCCAACCAGGACGGCGGGGGUUUGCUGGAGGAUGCUGCCCACGCGCGGUGCGAUGGGCUGUCCUGCUGCGCCUCCUCCCCGGCCGAGCCCUGCUCCAAGAGCUACGCCGACCUCAGCCUUUCCUCUGACUCCUUGGAUUUCUUCCAGUCCUUCUCGGACUAUAACUUGGGACCCCUUUACAACUCCUUAAAGGAGUAUGAGAACCUCGAUAACUUCUCAGCGUUACAGUUUCAGUUGCCUAAUUUCCCUGGCUUCCCACAAGCCGGAGAUCAGGGCUCCUGUUUUUUGGAGUCCCUCAUCGGUUUGUCCGAAUCCGUCCCUGAAACCCCGGCCCCUUUCACAGACAAUCAACUCUUGGAGGACGCCAUCAAGUCAUCGCUGAUGGAGACGGUGAAAGUGUGAAAUGCCCGUGUGGCUCGGGCGGCAAGGACCGGCGCUGAAAGGAAAACCGAAGAACAGUUGUACGGGCAAACUUUCACCGAAAGGAUGAUGCGCUACUCAAAAAUAAGGAGGAAAAAAACACAAAAAACCCUGACUUUCUAAGCAAACAAACUAUUUUUGGUCUUUAUAGAACGUGGACGUUUUGACAUACUGCACCUACAAUCAGUUCUGUCGCUGUUUGUGCAAAAAUUUCUAAACUUUCAUGAUGGGGUGGGGUGGGGAGGGAGGGGAAAAAGACUUCCAUGUAUGAAUUUCCUUGUGUUUUGUAUGAAAAGACCUGUCGAGAAAUACUCCUUGCUAACGUUGCCAGUCGUACACGCAGCCCCUUCUAGAAAUGUCUCAGUGUUGCAGGAACUUUUUAAAACAACUUUUUGAAGCUGUAUUUAUUGUGAAAAUCCGUGGUUUGCGUAAGGGUUAGCCCAACACCCUCUUACGUUUCAAUCGGACAAGGUUUACAGAAGAGGUCCAUACACUAUAUACAUAAUCAUUCUUCAUCUAUUUAUUGCAAAUCCCAGAAUUUAACUAGCCACCGAAGCUUGAACUAGCAUGAAACCUUAUUUAAAUUGGUAAUACCUCAGAUGUAUUAUGUGUACAAUCAUAUUAUUAUUUUUUUUUUUGCAUAAUAUAUCUGUAUUUAUUUAUUUUCUACCUGUAGUACGUGAAUAGCACUGUGGUUUAUCAACGACCUGGAAGGGCAAUAAGGUCUUGAGCAGCGCCCAUCCUAAGGGUGACCCUGGUUUCUCCGAGUCUGAAAGGUGUUGGCUGUUUGGUCUUCACUUUGCGUUUCUGGCAGAGCGGAGUGCAGGCGGGUGGGAGGGGAGGGACGGGGGAAACGUUGGUGCGACACCCUUUGGUCGCUGUCAGCCCCUCGAGUAGACGUGGUGAUGGUGUCCGACCUCCGUAAUACUGCUAGGGAGAGGAAAACGAGCAAAGCCCUCCACUAUUCAAGAAAUAACAUGAACUAGCUCUAUUUAAACAACAGGAAAAAAAAAAAAAACCACCACCCCAACCCUUUUAAUAAAUUAUUUUAUAAUUUAUUUAAUUUCCGAAGGAUUUGGCCAUGAGAUCUUUCACGAUCGGUUACGGGGAGGGAGGAACUGUUGGCAGCGGUGGGCAGGGGCGUAGCGAGAAGGACCUUCGCAGCCCUUGGGGGGGCUUUGGGAAGGCCAAGGCUAUGCUUGCGCUCCCCAGCAAGUGCUCCUUAGGGCUCCCCGGCCUUGAGAGUGUCGCAGCUCCAAAAUCUAGUGGGUCAGCCUGUUUAUACUCUUCAUGUUUUUGAAAAACAUAGGUAAAUCAGGUAAAUCAAGUCAAACAGAUGGAUAUGAAAGUUAUCGGGUUAUUUGUCCUUUGAGAACGGUUUUAGGGGGAAGAAAAAAUAACACUUGAAAACAAAGCUGAAAAGCUCAAAGGCUUUUGUUUUCUAAAAUGAGGGAAAUCACCGUGUUUAGGAAGGAUAUUGGGGGCCCUCUUGGCAUUUUGCUGUUUAAAUCAGUCUGAGAACACGACACUAUUUGGCCACACGAUGUAACUGGACAUAAAAUCUGUACGUCAGCGAUACACUAAGUGCCUACGCCAGUGGUAUGGAAAAAAGGAGGAAAAAAAAAAAAAAAAAAAAGGACUUAAAAACCUACCGGCUUUAAAUUCCCCCUUGGAAAAUGUGAGAUGUGGUGAUGGGAGUGAUUAAUGACAGCGGGGGGAGGCGUCCCGGCCCCGCGACCCCAGGAGUGGGGUGUUGGUGGAAGAUCCUGGGGGCAGGAGACACCCAGAUGGGGGGGAAAAUACCCAAAAAUAUGGAUUUGAGGGUUUUUCCAUUGGCUGAACCCGAUGGUGCUCUUUGGUACCUGCUAUCCCACCGGCUCCUUGUGCAAACCGCCUGGCGAUUUAGGAAACUUCUGGCGUACGAAGACGGCAAAGGCUGGGUUUUUGGGGUGUUGUUUUUGUUUUGGUUUGUUUUUUUUAAUGGUUAUUAUUACUAUUUAAUUGUACAUCUUCUCUGGUAUUGAGCCGGUCAACUGGGAAGCGGAGCUGACCCUCCGCGGCCGUGAGCGGGUGCUCGCCCGCCGCAUCCUCCCGCAGAGCAUCAUCGCCUGGGAGGGCGACUGGGGGAAUACUACUGGCAGAUGGAGGAUUUCCUGGAUAUAUAUAUAUAUAUAAUUAUUGUUAUUAUUAUUAUUUUUCUGUUGUCGUCGUCGUUUCUUUAGACUGAAAAGUCCCCUUCAGUUAUCUCCUAGGUGGUAGUUUUUAUCCUUCAGACUGCAUCAAAAAUACUGACAGUUGAAAGUCUGGUACCGUUCUGUAUUUAUUGGCACUAAUAUAUUUUAUAACAUUCCUAGUUUUCUCUGCAUAUAUAUAUUUAUAUAUAUAAAAUAUAUGCAUAUAUUUUAUAUAUAUAUAUACACACACUUUUUUUUAAUGAAAGACAGGGAUAGACUCCUGCCUUUGUGGAUUUUUUUUUCUAUAAUUUAUUCUUUUUAUUUGUGUUGGUGCCAAAAAAAAAAAAGAUUUUUUCUCUUUCCCCCCCCCCCCACCCCAGGGCACUGAAUUGUAAAUAUAUAAUUUUUUUUUUUUUUCUUCUCGGUAUCUGUGUAAAAAGUUGCCUGUUAAACAGUUUAAAAACUGGGUAUUUAUUGACACAAUCUGUAAUUAUCUAAUGUAUUGAUUGAAACGCUUUGGUUUCAACAUAGCUUUAUUUUAGCUUUCUUUGUGUAUAUAUUGUGAUUAUGUUGCUUAAAGGUACAAGUUAAAAAAAAAUGCUUUAUUUUUACCUUAUCCAUUUGCAUUCGUUUAUAAAAAAAAAAAGCAUAUUUGUCUACAGCUGCUGUCUCUCAUUUCAUCAAAGCAAUAUGAAGAAAUUUCCAUUACACUUUCAAUAAAAGAAUUUUGUUUGAA